AAAAAUCCACCAUUCAUCCUUGUUAUUGCAUCCGUUGGAGUUGAUCUUCAAGAGUAUCCGACGAAUCCAUCAAUUCUUGUUUCUACCGAUUCGUUUUUAUCAAAAAAGACCAAUGAUAAAGUUGUUCAGAAGAAUACAAUUGGAGGGGUUAAGGACAAAGCUGUUGAUGUGUCCGAGAAACAGCCGCUGAAGAAGGAAAGAGUUGCUGCAUCGAGAAACGGAAAAGUGGUUCAGAUGACUAGUAAACUGCCAGUGAAUGUCCAUGCAGUGGAUCCAGCUGGUAAGGACAAAGUUGUGGAAAGCACAACAAAGGACAAGCAUGCAAAUGAUGAAAUGCAGUUGCAUCAAAUAAGGGAAAAGCAGUACAAAAUCCUACUGAGUGUGCCGAGGAUCAGCAUGAAUGCUGCUACAACGCGUGUUAAGAAGGCAAGUUAUGCGCUUCGCUCUCCACACAAUGAGAGAGAGGUGAGAAUCACAGCUAAAGCAAAUCAACAGGACAAGGAGCUAUUUUAUUGGAUGAUCGACAUGAUUGACACGGAUCCUGCCACAUCUCUAACCCAAAAUAUACAUUAUUUUGUAUAAUAGCAUACUCCAUCCGUCCCCAAAUAAUAUGCACUUUUAGGGUCUACACGGGUUUUAAUGUAAAAUUGGUGAAGUAAGAGAGAGGU
This is a messenger RNA of Salvia splendens (bonfire salvia), 668 nucleotides long. RefSeq lists its product as uncharacterized. The coding region runs from base 235 to 582 and encodes 115 amino acids. The record is from RefSeq and is a predicted model, not a curated record. The transcript is spliced from 3 exons. NCBI's taxonomy places the organism in Eukaryota, Viridiplantae, Streptophyta, Magnoliopsida, Lamiales, Lamiaceae.